CAAGAAUCUACAAAGAUCUUUUUUAUAUAAGGCACUUGAUCUAAUAUUUCUAUAUAAGGCACUUUGUGUUUUUUUCAGUUUUAGAUAAACUUGAAAAAACACUAUCAGAAUCCUGAAGAAACCUGAACGGGUAUUCUGCUUGGGCGGAUGAAAUAUGUAUGAAUGGCGAAUCGAGGGUGGGCCAAGGCGGUUGGGGCAUUUUGGGCGCGGAUCGGGGGCGAGCCGCUGGCGGACCAACCUACAGGGGCGGCCGAACCGUAUAUGAGAGGCGCAUCAGGGCGAGCCAAGGCGGUUGGGGCUUUUUGGGCGGAUGAACUUUAUAUAGGGGGCGGAUCGGGGGCGACCCGCUGGCGGACCAACAUACAGAGGCGGCUGUACCGUAUAUGAAAGGCGCAUCAAGGGCGCGCCAAGGCGGUUGGGGCUUUUUGGGCGGAUGAACUUUAUAUAGGGGGCGGUUCGGGGGCGACCCGCUGGCGGACCAUCUUACAGGGGCGGCCGAACCGUAUAUGAAUGGCGGGUUGAGGGCGAGCCACGGCGGUUGGGGAUUUUUAGGCGGAUGAACUUUCUAUGGGAGGCGUAUCGAGGGCGACCCGCUGGCGGACCAUCCUAUAGGGGCGGUUGAACCAUACAAAACGGCGUAUGUGGGGCGGAUGAACGGCGGGUGAAACAUUUCAAGGCAAACCUGGGCGACCCCGGGGCGAGUCGCUGGCGGACCAACGUCACGAUAAAAAAAAACUGAUCGUGCGCCAAAUUGUUGCAAAUUUUAUCCGCCAGCGGGUCGCCCGUGGUCCGCCAAAUCAAACGCUGGCGGAUCGCCAGAGCGGUUUGGCGGUCCGCCAGCGAACCGCCGGCGGGCUGCCCAGUCAAUGUGGGGUAGAGCUUACAAUCUGUACUUGAAUGACAAUAACCAGCUUGUGCGGAUUAACGGAAUUAAAGGGCUUAUGCUGCAGAAACAAAGAGAACAUUCUAACAGAUGUCGUAUGUUGAAUGAAACGUAUCUACAAGGAGAAUCUACAAGUAUUUUCCACGUGGCGCAGAAAAUGCAGAAUCGACAGGGCAGGACGAUAAGUGAACUGGAUGUGGACGGAAAUGUUAUCAAUAAUGGAACCGAAAUAGAGCAAAACAUUGUGAAUUACUUCGAAACCCUUUUCUCGGCUACUCCUAACCGGUCACCUGUGGCAGGAUUUGAGCCAGCAAGACGAAUCCCUGACAACGUUGCAGCUAACGACGACCUCUUGCAACCCCUGGACGCAAACGAAAUCUUUAUGUGCAUCAAAAACAGUUGCCCCAGGAAAUCUCCAGGAGACGACGGACUGCCUCGGGAAUUCUACUACAAAACAUGGAACAUUAUCAGCCAAGAAUUCACUUCCGUUAUCAAUUAUGCUCUUCGUAAUCCUGAUACCGAUUCAAAUUUUAUGAACGGCGUUGUGGUCCUCGUCAAAAAGAAGCAGAGCGGAAACACAGUGAAAGCGUACCAAUUACUCUAUUAAAUUUUGACUACAAAAUUUUAACGAGAGUGAUAAAAAACAGAAUGAUUCCGCUGGCUGAACACGUUUUGUCUCCACACCAAAAAUGCUCGAACGGGAAACACAACAUUUUUGAAGCCACAACACAGAUUCUGGACAAGAUUGCAUCGCUUAAACAUAGAAGGCAGUCAGCCACGCUGGUGUCAUUCGAUAUGGACCAUGCGUUUGACCGGGUGAGGCAUGACUUUCUCUACUACACCCUCACACAGAUGAACUUCAACCCGCAGCUGAUCGACUUUCCACGGAAAAUCUAUGCCAACUCCUUCUCAAAUAUUUUGAUAAACGGUAAGCUGUCCAGAUCGUUCCAAAUCAGAAAAUCAGUCAGGCAAUGCUGCUAUUCGUGCUGUACAUUCAACCACUGGUCGACAAGCUGGCAACAAUUGGAGCGGCAGGUAGUCUUCUGAACGUGUAUGCAGACGAUAUCAGCAUGGUGGACGCGGACAUCAACAACUUGGCUGAAGCUGUUAAUAGAAUACGAGAGUUCGAAGAGGUAUCCGGUGCUGUCCUGAACCUGACGAAAACAACGGCAAUGAACCUGGAUCAACUUCCAAGAUUCGCUGACAAUUCUUGGUUUAACGUUCACCGACUCCGUCAAACAAUCCAUUGAGUUAACUUGGCAGAAAACUCUAAAAAACUUAAAAUGGAGACUCUGGAUGUGCAAAUCCAGAUCACUGAACUUGCUGCAGAAAGUAAUUCAUUUGAAUACCUUUGUAUCAUCCAAAAUUUGGUACCGUAAAACGGGGUGACUUUGAUAGCCGGGGUGACUUUGAUAGGUUUGAGAUUUUUCCGAAAAAUGAAGAGUACAAAUUAAAUACGUACGGAAUGGUAGUAAAUCAUACUGAAAGUGGUAGAUAAGUAUUCAAAGUACCUCAAGAAGAACUUUUCAUAAAAUUUUGAAAUGUUUGAAAAGUUAGUUAACUAUAAUUAAGAAAGUGUUGAUGAAUAGCAAUAUUUAAAUCUUCUCAAAUUGUCAUGUUUUUGUCAACGAACAUGAAUUUGAAUCGGAAAACGGAUUGCAUUUUUGGAUUCUUUGGUCAAUUUUCCGCUAGGAGAAGGUAAAAUAAGUUUGUAAAUAAUAAAUAUUAUGUGUUUUUGAAACAGUAAUCGAAAAAAUCCCUUGUUUUAUAAGCAUUUUCAGUUGAACAAAUUUCAUAUAAAAUGUGAAAACUUUUGAUGUCUGCUUCUAAUUCAGUUUGAAAUGCAAUAUUAAUCGAUAAUUUCAUAACCAAAACUAGUUUCAACGAAUUUCAGGCAAAUUUCUAACUUUUGAACCAUAUUUCCUAAAAUGUAUAUGUAUUUUAAUAAAAAGCUUAUAAACUUAGUUAACUAAAUAUAAACAUUGAUUUUUUUCCUUGAAAACUAUCUUAGCAACCUUAGUAAUGGUACAUUUGAUGUAAAAAUAAAGUUUGAACACCUAAAAUCUGAUUUGAACAAGAAAAACUAUGACUAUCAAAGUCACCCCGGAAUUCAAACUGAGAAUUUUUAACGUAACUAUUAUUUUAAACACUAUUGAAAUAACUUUUUUUCAAAAAUGGUGUAUGGACCUCAUGUGGGCUACCCCAGUACAUGUUUUAAAAAUAAUAGUCUUAAGAAAAACCUUACCAGUUGGAAAAUAUUCCAAAAAUAAAUUGAAAUCCUAUCAAAGUCACCCCGGUUUACGGUACGCUGCCUCAACGUUUCCGUUGCCGAAAAAGUACGAGAAAGAUAUCCUCAAGGAAUACCGAAACUUUCUGUGGAUAGGACACAAACAACCCAUUCGUUUGGAAACUUUGUUCCUGCCUAAGGAACGAGGAGGACUAAACCUACACUCGCCAGGAUUGAAGUCUACUGCAUUAUUAACUAAUAGAAUGCUGGCUAAUCAAACUCUGCUUCCUUUUUUUAGUGACUUGUUGGGCAGUACACCUGUUCUGCAAAUUCCCCGCGCGUUAGAAAUCUCAACACUUCCAACGCAGAUCAUCCGGCAUCACAGUUCAAUCGGAAUCUAUAAGGAGCUAAUCGAUGGAGAGAGUGAUCCACCGAUACUUGAAACUCGAAGGCAGUGGAAACGGAUCUUCAAAAAUCUAGCUGAUCAACGAGUGGCUUCAACCCUGCGUGCCAACUGGUACAUAAUUGUGCACGAGAAGAUUCAGCAUAAUGAUUUGUUAUACAGACAACAACGCCGAGAUAACCCGGACUGCAACGAAUGCCCAGGCGUAGCGGAAACACUAGAGCAUAAAUUGUUCAAGUGCAUAACAGUUCGCACUGUAUGGAAUUAUGUUCGUUCCUUGUUAGGGAAUCUCGAUCCACGCUUACAAUGUAAGCAAAACGCAUACUUUAUGUUUCCAUCAUUACAAGGACUAUCAGCGCCAGUAGCCCAAAGAACCAAACACAUUGUAGCUAAAUAUCUGCAUUUUGUUGUAAGUAAUCCUAUUUCUAAUGUAAGUGUAGAUAAUUUCAAACUUGAAUUGUAGAAUAGCUUUUAAUAAUUGUACCAAAUAAACACUGACCAGUUAAAAAAAAAAGUAAGCUAUUCCAUUUAUGUAUUUAUGUUGAUUAAAAUGAAUAAAUGCUUCGAAACAACUUGUUAAGUCCUUAUGGCAUAUAUUGAUACCUGUAUUAUUAUUCGUUAUACAUUAUAUAAUCUUUAUUUGUUUUCAUUAUAUUAUAUAACCCAUAUCUUCUAUCUAUCUAUAUAUAUAAAAAAUUUCGACGGUUUUGUUCGAACGCGCAUCAGUUGAGUACCGGAGGUCGGAUCGGAGCGCUCUUUGCUGCGUUGGGUUCGUAUAAGCCUAAGGAAGGUUUUUACGCUAAUAAGUUGGCACUUUGGCCACUCUGAGACCGAUUCCGGAACAUCACCGUUUGUAUGAGAAAUGAAACGAAAAACUAAAUUUUGAUCAUAGGAGGCGUCAAGAUAUUUUCAAACAAAAAAAAAACAAAACGUCAAAACGGAAAAGUUUAAUGUAGAACGUGGUAGAAAAUACAGUUUUUAGUAGGACAAAUAAUCAAACUAAAAAAGGAAAGCUGUUUGUUUUUAGAAAACAAACCCGGCAAAAAAAAGAUAAAAAGGAAAACAAAAAUCAAAAUGAAUUCAAUGAACGUUUGAAGGAGGAGGUCUAACGAAAAACCAAAUGAGAUUAGUAAAACAGUGAUGAGAUUAAUGUUGAACAAUUGAGAAAAAAGAGGAAAAAACCUAAAUAGGACACAUCAUGAAGCAAAGAAUAAAGAUUAAAAAGUCAAAAAAAGUGUAGACAGAACAAAAAGAAAGAACUUGCAGUUUUUGUCCAUGACAGAACUAAUUUAGUUGUUUAUUUAAGGAGAAUCAUAUGGUUUUCAAAAUAGUAAACGGUAGAACAUGCAAAACUGCUUUUUGAAAGAAAAAAAGUAAAGGUAUCAGAACUGUUGGGAUAGUAACCACAAAAAUGAAUAGAAUAGCAUGAAAAAAUUGACAAGCAUAAGAAUCUCAAAUUAAAAAAAAGAUGGAAAGAUAGAAACACAACUCGGAUUAGUUUUUAAAAGGACGCAAGAGCCAUUGACAAGCUAAGCCUUUUUUGCAUCGGUACUCGAACUACAUACGAAAAACCAAUUUCAAAAAUGCUUGAGAUUGUUCAUUUACACGUCUUCCAAGUGCCCUAAACUUAAAACAAAUGAAAAAUUGUUUCAUUUUGGAGAAAACCGAAAAUUAGUGCCGGAGGUCACGGUGGCUCUUACGGCAUUUUGAAAACUCACCCGAGAAAAGAACUGAUUCGGUAUGAGAAAAAGAUAAAAUAGAUAGACCAAUUUAUUGCAUCAAAACAAAACACAAAGAGCUUAAUCAAAAGAUGUUCGGAUUACAAAGUGGACAUUUUUCAAACAACAAACAAAAAAGGGCAGGACGAAGUUUGCAGUAAAAGAAAAAGCGAAUAAGAAUAAAUGUGAUAGUUUUAGUGUAAACAAAGAGAACGAUAAAGAAAGGCAAACGAUAGAAGUCCAAAUAAGAUGUCUAAACCCUAAUCAACGAAAAAAAGAAAAAUCAUGUUCAUUUAGGAAUCUGACUGAGAAUAUUUGAAACUAUCUUAAAAUAAACCCUAAUAAGCAUCCUACGAGUUUUUUUUUUGCGAAGAUAAAGUUCAAGUAUAAUUAAAAAAAAAAGUAAAAGGAAACUAAAAAACAAAUGAAAUAAGGGCAAGACGAAGUUUGCCGGGUUCACCUAGUUAACAUAUAUAUUUCAAACGCCUAACAACCCCCCAAAAAAUACUAACCCCUCUCAAAAAAUAAUCCCAGGGCCUUCAUAUAUUUUAUGGACUGGAUGAGGGAGUCGUGGAUCGCCUGGCCCAAGUCACAUGAAUGUCAUUGUCUAUUUAAUCAUACCAUAACAAAUGGUUGGAUAGAGAAUGAUAAGCUUUUAAGGUCCUUAAGAUAUAAGUCGGUUACUAACCAAACCGUCUCAGUUGAAACAUACUGCGGUCAUGGCCAAGUCCUGCCAAGACGGGGGUACUAAUACAUACAUACAUACAUACACAAGCAAUGUUCAAAAAUCCAGAAGACCUCAACUUGGUAUUGAAAUGGUUUUAUUUUGAGAUAUUAUUUUACCCUUGGAAUAACAUGGUUUGGUAUUGUUGUGCCCUUCCACCUACAAGACUUUGGCAUGUUACCAUCUGGGUAACCAAGGGCACAUUUUGGUCGCUGUUGGUAUUCCCGUGUUAUUUACCCCUGCUCGGGAUCUCACCCAAUUGCCCGAACUGUGGAAUACGCGGUAAUUGAAUGCCCCCGGUUCCAAAGUAGUAGGUAGAUCUUGUUGCUGGGAUGUGGUAAUGACAUAUCGCCAGAUAACCUGACAGACAGAAUGUGUCAGAGCGAGGAAGCAUGGGGUGCAGCUAUAACGCAGAUGAUGCUCAAAUUACAAGAGAAGUGGCGCACGGACCAACGUGCGUCCCGGAACGAAGGGCCCCUGGCUCAGUAGUUCUGUUGAUGUAUAAAAGUUGAUAUAUAAAAGGUGAUAUAUAAAAGUUGAUAUAUAAAAGUUGAUAUAUAAAAGUUGAUAUAUAAAAGUUGAUAUAUAUAAAAAAAUGUUGAAGAGGCGCGCGAUGAUAGAGCGUGCCUCCCGGAACAACCGUUCCGAAAUGAGAGCGCAAUUAGCGCUGCUCCUCCCUGACGUAAUAUCGAAAGACAGUUCCGGGGAGGCUUGAAGGCUUACCGUGAUAUUAGGGCGGGUACGUCCUAUGCAAAAGAAAAAAAAGCCAGGUUGGCUUAAGUGGUUAAGCCAAAUUGGCUUACACAUCGUUAAGCCAAGUACACUUAAGGGAUGAUAAGCCAAGUUGGCUUCCCGAGCAUGGGUAAAUAACAAGGGAAAUGCGUAAUAAUACCUGUCCCUGGUAACAAUACCAAAUUUUGGUAUUCCUGGACCCUUUAAAAUUUGUCUUGAGGAUUAUGCAAGAGCAAAAUGUGGUAUCAUACCAAUUUAAGGUAUUGUUUUGAUAUUGCAAAAUUGCUGAAUUUGUCAAUGGUCGAACACCACAUUUUGGUAUUCUUUUGGUAUUACCGUAAUCUGGGGUGAAUCGGGACUACAGUCUGAAUAGGGACAGCAGUGUUUAGAGCACUUGAAGCUUUUAAAUUUGGAAAUGGAUGAACACAUUUUGUUGGUCUGAGUCUGUUCUAAUCGAAACCAACCAGAAAAAUCAAAAUAUUGUGAUCCAACAUGGUUAAAACUGCUGUCCCAAUUCGCCCCAUGUGUCCCAAUUGACCCCAGUUUACGGUACAGUAUUUUAUAAAAUUCCUCUGAAACUAUGGAAAAAUUUUUACCAAUUUUGACAAAAUUAUUAAUUUUGCGCUAAAAUAUUUCUCAAAGCGAAUGCUUUCAUAGAAAACCGGAAAUUUCAAACUUGAUUUUAAACAUUUCUGAUAUACCCCCUAAAGAAAUGACUUAAAAUUAUGGAAUAUUUUCAAAGUCAGGAUGGCACAUUUUGGUAUUAUUUUAAUAUUUAAGUGUUUUAUCAAAUUCCUCUGAAACUAUGGGAAAUUUUUGACCAAUUUUGACAAAAUAAUUAAUUUUGCGCUAAAAUGAUGUCUCAAAGCGAAUGCUUUCAUUGAAAACCGGAAAUUUUAAACUUGAUUUUAAAUAUUUUUGAUAUACCCCCUAAAGAAAUGACAUGAAAUUGAGGAAACAUUUUUAAGUCAGGAUGGCACAUUUUGGUAUUGAAAGGUUUCAUCAAAUUCCUCUGAAACUAUGGGAAUUUUUUUUUAUAAAUUUUGACAAGAUAAUUAAUUUUGCGCUAAAAUGACUUGAAACCCAAAAAUGUUAAAGCUGAUUUUUUGUAUAUAUAGCCACAAAGAUUUUUUUUAAAAACGUUGAAAUUUCUCUAAGUCGGGAUAACCAAAUACUUUGAAAAACAAAAACUAUUGAAUUUUGGUGAAUUUCAAUCC
Molecule: messenger RNA, 7904 nt
Organism: Culex pipiens pallens (northern house mosquito)
Lineage: Eukaryota; Metazoa; Arthropoda; Insecta; Diptera; Culicidae
Exons: 2
Coding region: 2969-3976 (335 amino acids)
Source: RefSeq, a predicted model, not a curated record